Acaromyces ingoldii is the source of this 2838-nucleotide messenger RNA. RefSeq lists its product as hypothetical. Gene Ontology annotation, biological process: G protein-coupled receptor signaling pathway. Gene Ontology annotation, molecular function: guanyl-nucleotide exchange factor activity; G-protein alpha-subunit binding. NCBI's taxonomy places the organism in Eukaryota, Fungi, Basidiomycota, Exobasidiomycetes, Exobasidiales, Cryptobasidiaceae. The record is from RefSeq and is a predicted model, not a curated record. The transcript is spliced from 3 exons. Gene Ontology annotation, cellular component: cytoplasm. The coding region runs from base 267 to 2678 and encodes 803 amino acids.
UCUUGCUUCGCUCGCCUGUUAUUGACCCAAGCUGUCCCCCAUUCUUCCUGCGCCUCCGCGAAGAAGGCCAGGUGGACGCGGACCUCUCCUCGCACGCCCCCAUCCCCCAUCCCCCACCCCUUCUUUGUGUUAUUGAGGCACAAUUUGGAAGCGCCCAUCCUGCCUUUUUCUGGCGUCCAUCUCCUCGUACGUCGUCGAGGGCAGGUCCUUCCUAUCGACACAGACACCAAGAGGGCUGCUGGUCGAAGUGACGAUUGGGCAGCAUAAUGGCGGACGCAAUGAGCUACCUCGAGACGCCGGCGACAGAGAGACGUUGUCCCGCGUCGACGUCAUCAUCGUCGUCAUCAUCGUGGACGAUCCAGAACGAGGCUAUCGCCAGCCUGGCAUCGUGGCUGCCAAAGGUGCCCUCGCUGCAGCCACCACCGGAGCUCGCCGGGGCUUCAAUGACCGAUGCCAUGAGAAGCAAGCUCGCCCGCGCCAUCAUCGCCGAUGCUGCCCACGAAGAGUGCUACUGGUCCCCGUCGGAUCGCCUCGUCGCCUUCAGGGCGCUCAAGGAGCUCUCCAGGCUCUCAGGCUCGAGCGGGGCUAUGGGAUCGCUGGCCUGCUUGAAAGACCUCGUCGGGCUGGCGAGGCAGGAAAUGGCGGGUGUUGAUCAGAAGCAGCGGCAUACCCAGACACAGAGCACGCCGGGCGCGCAGCAGCAGCACCAACAAUCGCAAUCGGGCCCACUGCAGCCCACACAGCUGGGCGAGAAAGGAAGCGAGUUUGCCCGAUCCAUCGACCACCUCCGCGUCAGCAUUCCCGAUUCUUCGCUCGAUGAUGACCUUGCAAGGCCGGCGAAAACGUCUCAUGCCUCGCGGCAGGACUACGAAGCACUCGACACACUCCUACGCGUCCUCAACAAUGUCCUUCUCCAGCACGCCAAUUGCAGGCUCAUUUUUACUCCAAGGGACCAGGCAGAUGGUGUCCGAAUGGCCCUGGACCUUCUCUCAACAACCAAAAAGGCUUGGCCACCGCAUAUAGUCGCUCUGGGCGCCCGGCUGACUUUCUUUUCAACGCUCUUUGAAAACGAGGCCAACAAGUGGGGUGUCGAGGAGUGCGGCCUAGUUGAAAUACUGGCUGGGCAGAUCGACCGUUUGGUCACGUCGUCGCUCCUGGCCGACGAGCUCUCGGCCCAGGGCUCAUCAAAGGAAUCCGACGAUGCCCUCUCUGAAGUCCUCAAGGCACUCUUCAACAUCUGCCUUUACUACCCUAGGCUCGUCGAUGGAGCUGGUCCCAAGUCAAAAGCCAGCAUGGGCGACAAGUUCCAUCCCGCAUUGCUUCCAUGCCUUGGACCGACGCUCAAGGUUCUCACUUCGUUGCCACAUCGAUCGCCGAGCCCGUUGGCUCCUCCGCUUACGCAUGCAAUCAACGUUCUCAUCAAUUACCCGGUUCAACCCUAUCGACAGACAUGGAUCGAUCCAACAAAGGAUCCCGGUAUGAGCCCCGCCCUGUCGCCCGCGGGUGCGACUACCCUGCCAGCAACAAAGGAGAAGGAAAAGGAAAAGCCAUCGGCCGCAAAGAGAGUCGCCACAGCCCUGUUUGGCAGGUCAUCGAGCUCCUCGUCUUCGUCUUCUGCCGCAAAUGCGUCUUCUUCGACCAUGCCCUCUGCAUCCUCGCCAGUUCCGACGGCCUUGUCCUCUUCCUCAUCGCCUCCCAUAUCUCCUACUUCGCGCGGCAGCGGCUCUUCCUCCAAGCUGUACGGCAAGUCGUCACCUGUCGCUGCCACCUCCCAACGAGGCGCAGCUUUCGGCAGCAACAGCAGAAGCAGCAGCAGCAGCGGUAACAGCGGCUUUAGCACAGCGACCCUGGCGCAUCCACCUGCCAUUCUCUCAUCGACGCUCGCGCUCCUCGAAAUGUUUUUCCAGCGUUACUUUUCCAGCAUGAAGUUCGACGACGACGACGCAGUGGCUCGUGCAGCCCGAGACGGGCCAGAUCUCAACUUGGAAGAAGUGUGCCAGCCCGCGUUGAUCCUGCUGCGCAAGCUAGUGGCAGAAGACGCCGGGUUCCGGGCCUUUGCCAAGCAGCGCAUUCUGCCCUCGACGAUUGAUCGGACCGAGAGCUUGGACAAGCGCAAGGACUUUACGGGCCAGCUCAUUCGACUCAUGUCGAGCGGAACAUUUCCCCAGCUGGCCCUCUUGGCGGGCGAGACGCUCCUGGCGCUCUGCGACGACAAUGUCGAGAAAAUGUCGACCGAGAUUGGCUAUGGGCCAUGUGCGGGCUUCUUUGCUUCCACCGGCCGCGCUGCCGCGCUGCCCGCCUCGUCGUCAUCCUCGGCCUAUGUCUCGUCCAAUGGGGGUGGCCCCGUCGCGCGGCCCAUUGAUCCCAUCACGGGCAAGGUGAUGCCGAGCGCAGACGAGAUUGCGAAGCAGGACAAGGAGAGCGGCUGGUCCGACCUGACAGAGGAGGAAAAGGAGGCAGAGGCGGAAAAGCUCUUUGGCCUCUUUGACCGCAUGGACAGGACCGGCGUCGUCAAGGCCGUCAAUCCCAUGCAGCAGGCGCAGGAGAGCGGAAAGAUGGCCGAGCUGGACAGAAAGCUCGAGGAAGAGAGGAGGAAGGAGGACGAGGAGGAUGAACGGGAGGCCGAGAGGGAGAUGAGAAUGUACAAGCAGAGACAGGCCAAGGGCGCCGCGGCUUGAAAAUUCCUGCUCCUCCACCGUUCCUGCCACUGCGAUCGACCUGCAGGAACUGGCAGACUGACCUCGUAGGCACAUCUGAGGUGUUUCCUUGCGACCGAACAAUUUGAGGGCACACACCAGCUCGUGUACAGCGCAUUACAAUCGAAAUGUAUUACUGACC